Messenger RNA from Botrytis deweyae, 3402 nucleotides. RefSeq lists its product as uncharacterized. The record is from RefSeq and is a predicted model, not a curated record. The coding region runs from base 810 to 2882 and encodes 690 amino acids. Gene Ontology annotation, molecular function: protein binding. NCBI's taxonomy places the organism in Eukaryota, Fungi, Ascomycota, Leotiomycetes, Helotiales, Sclerotiniaceae. The transcript is spliced from 5 exons.
CUCUCUCACUCUCACACUCUCACUCUCACACUCUCACUCUCACACUCUCACACACUCUCUACCUAUAUUUCCAACCUCGAUCAUAUCCACCCAUUCGCCCAUCUUGCUCAUCUUAGAUAUCUUGUUGCGCUCCUCUCAAUCUCUCACACACACACCCUCACGGUCUUCACUUCACUCCACUUCUCUUAUCCUAUGGGACUUUUUUUCGGUUCCCCAUUCAUACCGAAAAUAGCCUUUGACGCACCUCGAGAAACGAACAAAUUUGCUUGUUCGCAAUCCCCCCCCAAGACAGCCAUUUUCAAGGAGAAGAACAGGAUAAAGACAGAGAAGAAGGCUACCAGGUAUAUACGAAAAAGAUAAGAAAGAAAAAAGAGAGACAAUAAUCGCAAAAAAGCAAAGGCGAAAGCGAAACCCCCAAAAGUAAAUAAAUCCCUACUCUUUUUUUCAUAAAUACUUUAACUUUUCCUCCUACCUUUCUUUUAUAUAUUCCUCCCUUUCGCUGUCUCUCUGUCUCUCUGUCUCUUCCUCUCUCUCUCUACCCUACCAAAAUGGACUUUUGACGUCUGGUUUUGUGUUAUUCUAGCUAGGGAAAAAAACUUAUAUUCACCACACGCCACACACAACCUACCUCCUGCUAGGGCUGUUACCACUGGUAUCACUCACUAUACCUAAGCCAUUACAGCAAAGCCAACCGUCAUAUCAUAUUUUUUUAUUUUUUUUCCCUCUCACAGUCUGUCCAACCACAAUCGUUCGUCAGACCGGCUACACGCACCCACGGUCAUCCCAGCGGGAAUUAUUAUCUAUUCUCAAUGUCCUUUAACCUCUUUUCAAAAACACCAAGAAAACCAAAGAAACCUGAAGAUAACGAGGAGGGGAUUCAAACGGAUUCGCCUCGCUCAAAAUCCCCACUAAAGAAAUCUUACUCAAGAUUAAGCAAAAAUAAAGAAGAGGAAAAUAUUAAAUCAGAGGAAAAACAAUCAGGCUCAACAAAAUCCAGCCGUAUUCGACCAAAGUCGAGUGUAUACCCGUCGCGAAAUUCUUUCGAUCCAAAUACUACUCAUCCUUUAAACCUUCCGCCAGAUCAACUGCGGAGGUUAUCAACUCAAGUCAGGAUGUCGGAACCUAUGGAUAUCGACGUUGACUCUCCUGCCAGCGCUCGCAAUCCUUCCCCACCACCUCCAACCAAUUCACAAUCAAACACGCAAGCAAGCUCAUCAAAACCAGCAGAGCCUGCUCGUAAGCUGUCCUCCAAGUCUGCUCCAAAGCCUGCUCCUCAGCCAAGUGCACCCAAUGGUGACAAUGCUCCAGCUAAUGGAGAGGGACCACCCCCUCCCCCACCAGCUCACAAAUCAAACCCGACAAGUCCUCAAGCAGUAGCGCCACCAACCCCAGAAGAAGCAGAGACAUUCAAAGAUGCGGGAAAUAGAUAUUACAAGGCUAAGCAGUACAAGAAAGCUAUUGAAGAAUACACCAAGGCUGUCGAAGCGAUGCCAACAUCAUCCACCUACAUCAACAAUCGUGCUGCUGCUUAUAUGGCUGCUGGCCAAUACUACCAGGCUUUAGAAGAUUCCAAGCGAGCUGACCAGCUUGAUCCUAACAACCAUAAAGUACUUCUACGAUUGGCUCGAAUUUACAUCAGUAUGGGAUUACCACAAGAGGCUAUGGAUACUUUUGGCCGCAUUCAACCACCACCUUCAGCAAAAGACAUGGCUCCAGCUAAAGCUAUGUUGCAACAUCUUGCGGCUGCAGCAGACGCACUCAAGAACGGAACUGGAUCAAUGGCAAUACACUCUAUUGAGCAGGCAGAAAGAUUACUUGGUAUGGGUGUACCCAAGCCACGCAAAUGGCAAUUAAUGCGUGGUGAGGCCUAUCUAAAAAUGGGCAAUGUCAAUGCUUUGGGAGAUGCACAAAAUGUUGCCAUGUCUUUGUUACGAGGAAACAGCCAAGAUCCUGAGGCGCUUGUUCUGAGGGGUAGGGCUUUAUACUCUCAAGGCGAAAAUGAAAAGGCCAUCCAACAUUUCCGACAAGCUUUGACAUGCGAUCCUGAUUACAGAGACGCAGUCAAGUAUUUAAGAUUGGUCAGAAAGGUUGAUCAGUUGAAAACCGACGGAAACGCGGAGUUCAAGGCUGGGCGAUACCCAAAUGCCAUUGAAAAGUACAGUGAAGCUCUCGCACUCGACCCUACAAACAGAGGAACAAACUCCAAAUUACUUCAAAAUCGUGCUUUGUGCAAAUCUCGUCUCAAGGAUUAUGCGGCUGCUAUUGAGGAUUGUGAUCAAGCUCUUCAACUUGACCCUUCAUACAGCAAAGCAAAGAAGACAAAAGCUACCGCUCUUGGCGAGUCUGGCCAAUGGGAGGAAGCUGUACGCGAGCUCAAGCAGUUGCAAGAACAAGAUCCUUCAGACGCUGGCAUUGCUAGGGAGGUACGAAGAGCUGAACUCGAGUUGAAGAAGAGCAAGAGGAAGGAUUACUACAAGAUUCUUGGCGUUGAGAAAGACGCAGAUGAUAACCAGAUCAAGAAGGCUUAUAGAAAGGCAGCAAUCAUCCAUCAUCCAGAUAAGAACCGGGACGAUCCACAUGCAGAGGAGCGAUUUAAGGAUAUUGGAGAAGCCUACGAGACCUUGAGUGAUUCUGAGAAACGUGCACGAUACGAUAGUGGUGUAGACUUGGAAGAUCCAAUGGAUGGCUUUGGAGGCGGUAUGGGAGGUGGUGGAGGAGGAAUGAACAUUGAUCCAGAAAUCCUCAUGCAAAUGUUUGGAGCCCAGAUGGGAGGGGGCCGUGGAGGUGGAGGUGGUUUCCACAGUUUCGGUGGAGGUAUGCCGCAGGGAGGUCGCGCUCGGGGCGCUCCUCAAGGCUUUCCAGGUGGAUUCUCGUUCCAGUGACCUGAUGAAGAUCCGAAUCAGGAUAUCAAUCAAGAUCAAUCCACCUCUCACAACACAUCAAAAAGUUCGCGUCAAAGUUCUGAUUUCACAAAAGCUUCUCAUGAUCCCGACGGAACAUGGUGGCUACGUAAAGCAUGGAUGGGGUUCCUACUGGCGGGCGUUCUUCUUCCUCUUGAUCUCUUGGCCCUUCUAGCUUUUUUAAUGGCCGGAGUGUACAUUUGCAUCAAAACCACCAUUUACGUGCGUCGAAAACGCGACGCGUCAUAGAAUUUGGGGAUUAGAUUCCAUUGCAGGCGUUUUCUAUCGUGGAUUUUCAUUUUUGAUCCCAGCUUUGAAAGCAUGAUGAAAGGAUAACCACAUACAUACUGGACAGGUUUUGAAACAGCAUCAAAAAAUUUGAAGAGGGUAAUGUGACAAAUGAGGAAUUGAUGUACAUGUCUGAUGAUAUUUAUCACAAUGACAUAGGAUUUCUUUUAUUACCUUAACUUAAAUAGACUAUUAAUGAACAUAGUUUGAAACA